Messenger RNA from Olea europaea var. sylvestris, 3090 nucleotides. RefSeq names its product diacylglycerol kinase 1-like. Gene Ontology annotation, molecular function: ATP-dependent diacylglycerol kinase activity. The record is from RefSeq and is a predicted model, not a curated record. The coding region runs from base 597 to 2852 and encodes 751 amino acids. The transcript is spliced from 8 exons. Lineage: Eukaryota; Viridiplantae; Streptophyta; Magnoliopsida; Lamiales; Oleaceae.
AACGGGUCCAUUCGCACAAGAUUCACUCUCGACAUAUCCACCGCCCUGCUCACGCUAAGCAAAUCUCGAUUCUAACAGAAUCUUCAUUAAAGAAACAAAUAAUAGAUUAAUUCCACGAAUCUAUAUAAAUUAUGAAAUAAGUGGACUCCUUCACACGAUCAGAGUUUUAUUCGGAAGAUUGUCUGAACAAAAAGCAUAUUGCUGAUAGAUUUUAGACUGUUUUCUUUUAAUUUUAUUCUCUGAUUUCGGUUUCUCUUUCUCUUUCUAGGGUUUGCUCGGAUCUCUCCACUUCUCGUGUUUGUAUUUUGUUCUCUCAUUCAUUGAUAUGUUACAAGCGUAAGAGUCCAGAAGAGUGCUUGGAAGAUAAGAGGAUGAUGGGUGUCUAUAAUUAUAUACACAGUUCAUAGGAAAAUAAUGUUCGGGGCUUUUGAAAAGAGAUUGCUGGAAUGGUUUUGAUUUUUAUCGAAUGAGCAUAUUCUGCCCCAGUUUCUUCUGAGUGGCAGGACUUAUGAGAUUGUUUCUUGGAAAUGUUAUGCAAAAUAGAGGUUUACGUUUAUACAUCUGCGAGCAGAAUGUUGGAAAAUAAAAUUUGAACAAUGGAUGACCAUAGAGAAUCCGAAGCUCUGCUCCCCAGCUGGAUUAAUAAAAAUCCAUCUGAAAUGGCUGAAUCGCGUCUUUUUAUUAUCUCUUGCAUCAUUGCUGGUUUGAUAGGAAUUCUGACUAUAUUAUAUACUGCUUUCCAGUGGAGAAGAAAUAUAAACUUAAGUUGGAUGAAAGCCAUUGCAAAGUCAAAGAAAAACCCAAAAGCACGCGACAAAAUUCCUCUGGCUCCUCAUACAUGGGUUUUGGAAUCUGUGAUUCGAGGAAAAAGUUUGAACUGCUGUGUAUGCUUAAAGUCUAUGUCACCUUCGCAGUCUCUUGGUCCCGCGGCAGCUUCAGACACGUUUAUCCACCGUUGCAGCAUAUGCAGUGCAUCAGCUCAUUUGAGCUGCUCCUCAAAUGCUCAGAAGGAUUGCAAGUGCGUAUCAAUGUUUGGUUAUGGUUAUGUAAUGCAUCAAUGGGCAGUGCGGUGGACGGAGGUGACAGACCAACCUGAUGAAUCUUCUUUCUGUAGCUACUGUGAAGAGCCAUGCAGUGGUUCUUUUCUUGGGGGAUCCCCUAUAUGGUGUUGUUUGUGGUGUCAACGUCUUUUGCAUGUUGACUGCCAUGGUAGCAUGUUUAAUGAAACAGGUGAUAUUUGUGAUUUGGGCCCUUUUAGAAGGCUUGUCCUAUCUCCUCUUUAUGUGAAAGUUUUGAAGAGUACUGGUGGAUUUUUAAGUUCCCUCACUCACGGGGCAAAUGAGAUUGCGUCUUCUGUACGUGCUAGCAUCAGAAGUCAAAGUAAGAAGUACAAACAUGGAACUGAGCCCUCUGCUGAUACCGGUAAUAGUAGUAAUUUGAGUGUGUCGUCAGCAGAAAGCACCACUGAGACUAGUACAACAGUAAAUGGGUCUCAUAGCAUGGAAGAAAACUGCAAUCAAAAUGUGAAUACAGAAGGAGUGGAUCAAAAACAAGAUGGUGAAGCAAAAGAGAUGGAGAAUAAAGCCAGUUUAAAAAGAAGUUCAUCAAGUAAUCAGAAUGGUGAAGCAAAACAUAUGGAGAAGAAACCCAGUUUCAAAAGAAGUUCAUCACUUAAUCAGAAGGAUGAAUUUCUAGUUGGUAUGAGACAGAAAUAUGAACUUAUUGAUUUGCCUCCAGAUGCAAGACCCCUGCUAGUUUUCAUCAACAAAAAGAGUGGAGCUCAACGAGGGGACUCACUCAGGCACCGACUGAACAUUCUUCUUAAUCCUGUCCAGGUUUUUGAGUUAAGCUCGACGCAGGGUCCAGAAGUUGGUCUAUAUUUGUUUAGAAAUGUUCCACACUUCAGAAUCCUUGUUUGUGGUGGCGAUGGUACUGUUGGCUGGGUAUUAAAUGCCAUAGACAAGCAGAACUUUGUUUCUCCUCCCCCUGUAGCUAUUCUUCCUGCAGGAACUGGAAAUGAUUUGGCUCGAGUACUUUCCUGGGGGGGCGGUUUGGGCACGGUUGACAGACAAGGAGGACUUUGCAUGCUUUUGCAUCACAUAGAACAUGCUGCAGUUACCAUCCUUGAUCGGUGGAAGAUAUCAAUUUCAAACCAGCAGGGAAAACUACUCCAAGAGCCGAAGUUUAUGAACAACUAUCUUGGAGUUGGAUGUGAUGCAAAGGUUGCUCUCGAGAUCCAUAAUCUGAGGGAGGAGAACCCAGAUAAGUUUUACAAUCAGUUCAUGAAUAAAGUUCUUUAUGCAAGAGAAGGUGCCAAGAGUAUAAUGGAUAGGACUUUUGCAGACUUCCCUUGGCAAGUACGCUUGGAGGUUGAUGGCGUCGAGAUUGAGGUUCCUGAGGAUGCAGAGGGUGUCCUUUUAGCUAAUAUUGGAAGCUACAUGGGUGGUGUAGACUUGUGGCAGAAUGAAGAUGAGAGCUAUGAUAAUUUCGAUCCCCAAUCCAUGCACGAUAAAGUGCUUGAGGUUGUCAGUAUUUCAGGUACAUGGCACCUUGGAAAGCUUCAGGUGGGUCUAUCUCGAGCUCGUAGGCUGGCACAGGGGCAGUCAAUUAAGAUUCAGCUUUUUGCUGGUUUGCCUGUUCAAGUAGAUGGGGAACCAUGGUUUCAACAUCCUUGUACAUUGACUAUAUCACAUCAUGGGCAGGCCUUCAUGCUGAAAAGAGCAGCAGAGGAACCUCUUGGUCAUGCGUCUGCCAUAAUUGCUGAUGUCCUCGAGAACGCUGAAACCAACCACGUGAUUAAUGCAACUCAGAAAAGGGCAUUGCUUCAAGAAAUGGCACUUAGACUAUCCUAGAGGCUUACUUCGUGGUUUUGUAUCACCACCUUUUCUUCAUUGCCUAUCCACUGUUUCGUGUGUAAUGUUGACGAAAAGGAAACCAAGUGCUUCUAGCUGAAACUUGUUGUACAUGAAACCUUGAUUAUCAUCAAGGUAAGGAGAGGCAAAUUUUGGUGGCUGCGUUAUAUGUAGAGAAAUGCAUUAUGUAUACUUCUUUAGAGUGCGUUUGAUUUGCCGAUUUGAGGUCGUUUUCAGU